ACACAACAAACAGGUAGGAGUGGCGAGUUCUGACUGACUGCAUGGUAUGGGAAGAGUAAUGCAGCCAAAACAUUGACAGACGAGUCACACAGGGUGGUGGCAGUGACAGGAGAAGCUACUCCUGAUGUCACUGAGGCUACAGUCAGAUCACAGGGUGUAUGGAGUGCUAUGGCUACAGAUUUGGGUUGGACGUCAGGACACACUUCCUCCACAGACAUCACCAUUAUCUCCAUCCUCUUCCUCGUUGUCUACAUCACACUCUACGCCCUCUGCACCACCUGUUUCAGAAAGACCCCCGAGUGUCCAGAGGAGAAAGAAAAACCUUCAUCUCUCUCACUAAGCGUGAAUCGAGAAGAUCAGCGGAGCAGAAACAGAACCACAAGCAAUGUGGAUGUUCUGAGCUCCACAGCACACAGCGAUGUGCCACAGGUUCCUGCUGGACCUCACCACCAGGACCACAACGUUGUGUACAACCAACAAACAAAUAUUAAUUCCCAUAACCGAGCUAAAUCAGACAGUUAUUUCAGACAGGAAACGACUCCCAGAAUUCCAGACACCCCUGAAUUCUCACUCAGAUCCACAGGUUCAGCGUCUCCAGAACUUCCUGGUCUUCCACCAAUUCCAUCAAUCUUCAACACAGUUCAGCUAGAACCUCGAAUGGUUUCUCUUUCGUCUUUCUCUUCUUCUUCAGGACAACAAGACAAAACAGUGUGGGAGUGUGUGACACCUCCACCUGAAGAUAUCAGCAGUGUGUUUACUGAGACAGUCAGUGAGGAGCAUCCAUAUGAAUGUAUAGACAAUUUAAGAGUCAGUGGACCUUCAUCACCCUCGUUCUGUGAUGAAGCUGAUGAGGAGCAAUGGGAGAGCGAGAGUCCUUACCACAUGGUGACGGAAUGGACAGAGACGGCCGAUGAUUACGACUUAUCUACGCUCCUUUCUGGGACAGACAGCGAAAAUGAGCUGAAGUUUAUUUUCCCGCCUCUCCCAGCUGUCCCGGAUGAAAAAAUAAACACAAACAGAACUGCCCUCUACGCAGAGGUGAACUGGAAAAACAAAAGUCGGAGGAGCACUGAAGAAGCUCCUGUUGAACAAGACACAGUGGUGCCGGAUGAGGAAGAAGCGCCGCCGCCUGUUCCGGAAAAAAUAUUUGACUAACAAAUAUAAAUGGGACUAAUGUUAAUAUAUGUUAAUG
This is a messenger RNA of Hemibagrus wyckioides, 1192 nucleotides long. RefSeq lists its product as uncharacterized. The transcript is spliced from 6 exons. NCBI's taxonomy places the organism in Eukaryota, Metazoa, Chordata, Actinopteri, Siluriformes, Bagridae. The record is from RefSeq and is a predicted model, not a curated record. Gene Ontology annotation, biological process: intracellular signal transduction; negative regulation of T cell activation. Bases 169 to 1155 code for a protein of 328 amino acids. Gene Ontology annotation, cellular component: plasma membrane; membrane raft.